CGUGACUCCCUCACUGUCCUUCUGUCAGUCUCUGCCGCCCUCCUCAUCGUCACUGUUGUAGAGUCUGAAACUAAAAAGCAGCCAAGAUGUCUGAGGGAAAGAAAAUGACAUCAAGCCGCAGGCAUCAUCUCAAGAGUUUGAUGCUGCAGAUCGCUGCAGGCUGGUUGGAGCAGGAAGCCACCGACAUCGCAGCCGCCAAGGAGGCUUACAUGGCGGAGAACUGCGCCGCCCCCGACCUGGGCGGAGACCAGGCGGCUCUGGUGGACAUCUGCAAGAAGCUGUUCCAGGCCCUCGACAAGAUCGAUGAGGACAGAUACGACGCCGAGGCCAAAGUGGUCAAGACAGAGAAAGAGGUCGAGGAGCUGAAGUUGAAGGUGGUCGAGUUGGCUGGAGUGAAGAAACCCGCCCUGAAGAAAGUGCGUAUGUCCGCUGACGCCAUGCUGCAGGCCCUGCUGGGAGGCAAACACAAGGUGACCAUGGACCUGAGAGCCAACCUGAAGCAGGUCAAGAAGGAGGUCAAAGAGGAGGGUGGCGACAGCGUCGGCGACUGGCGUAAGAACAUUGAGGACAAAGCUGACAGGAAGAAGAUGUUCGAGACUUCCUAAAAGACUUUCACUUCCUCUCUUUCCCACAUCUGACCCUUUUCAUGGAAUAUAAAAAACUCGUGCCAUUAAAUUAAAUCUUUUUUUUGGAAUAAGGAAA
Molecule: messenger RNA, 702 nt
Organism: Dicentrarchus labrax (European seabass)
Lineage: Eukaryota; Metazoa; Chordata; Actinopteri; Moronidae
Product: troponin I, fast skeletal muscle-like
Exons: 7
Coding region: 87-605 (172 amino acids)
Biological process (GO): muscle contraction
Cellular component (GO): troponin complex
Source: RefSeq, a predicted model, not a curated record